AUGGCGGGGCUACACGACUUCCACCAAGGCAGCCACUGUCACAGGAAAACCUGGAUUAAAAUACUACUAGGAAUACUUCAAAUACUUCUACCACACGUCCAGCAUGGAGGGGCUCAGCUGCAAGCUUUGGGUCAGAUGUCCACCAGUGUUGUUGAAGUCUGGCAACCAGAGGAGUCGGACCCAUUCGUCCCACUACAGGUGAUUGAGGAGAGAAGAAAAGACGGUCUUCCACUAGAAGACAGCUCCUCUCCAUAUACACAUGAGAAUGGGAUGCCUCUGCAUAUUCAGCCCCCAGUGUUGGAUUUUGGAACACAGCCGCUCGGGUUGCCGAGAGCUGAAACCAUAUAUAUACACAACCCCAGUCAGGAAGUUCCUGUGACCCUGCUGUCGAUGUUUACAUCCAGCAGGCAUUUUUACAUACCUUCCUUUCACAGAAGAGUGAUCCCACCAAAGGGGAAGGCAUCUUUUAAACUAAUUUUCCUCCCAUCUGAGGAGGGCAAUGUAGAAAACACAUUAUUUAUAAACACAUCAGCCCAUGGGCUGCUUUCAUACCAGGUUUUUGGUGUGGGAGGCCACCAAACCUCAUUAAAAUCAUCCCAAAGAAAAGAAAGCCUCCUAUUAUUUCCUCACAUCCAGAGCAUAAAGCUGACCCAAACUCAGGAAGAUGCCUCUAACAUCACCAUUUUGGGUCUACUCCUGGAGUGCAGCUUACCGAAGAGUUUUCUGAGCAGCCCUCAGGGGUCCUGCCUCCAAAAUGAGGAGCGUCUCAGUCUGCAGAUUCAUCUGUCUGCCCGUGGUGACCAGCCUGCUGAACUUGACAAACUGAAGCCCUACGUCAUCGAGCACAUCUUGUUCCUGCUGGUCGUUCCUGCGGCUGGGUCAGCAGCAUUUGGGGAUGCAAAAAUAGCAGUUUAUAUGUUAAAUUCAGGAGCAAAGAAGCUCUAUAUAAAGGACAUACAGGUGUUGUCAAAGGUGGAGGCCAGCCUCAACUUUAACAAGGUUCUUCUGAGACCAGAGGCAAAAAACUUCACUCAAGUGGCCACCUUAGCAUGCACAGGGUUAUUGCCAGGCCAUGGACAGAAAUGCAUAAGCCAUAUCAGUUUAAAAAUGAUGGGAAACAGGACAACCUAUGGCUUCCCGGGAUUAUAUAUCACACACAGAUGGCCAGUAGGAGAUUUGUUCAGUUUGUUUCAGAUGAGACAAAGAAGCAGCAAUCGGAUGGAGCUGUGGUUCUCCAACCCUCACCCCCUGCCUUUCACCGUGAUAAACGCUACUCUAUCAGAGGGGUCAAAGGGAGCACUAAAGGUGGUGAACUUUAGCAGUCCAUUGAGAGUUUCCACAGGCUGCUGGCAUAUCCUCUCCCUCCAGCUGCUCAACAGGACUCUACCUCUGAACCACAUGCUGACUCUGAGUCUGGACACCAGCCUUGGCACCAGUCUGCUUCUUCCUUUCUACUUUCAUUCUACUUCAUCAAAGGAGGAAGUGGUGUUUGAGGCUGAACACGAAUGUGCACGACAGUGUCCUCUUCGCUUAUCUGAAGCAGGACGCUUAGAGUGGCAGCGCUCUCUUCUGCCAGACUUCUUCGCCUCAUCCUGGUCUGUAGACAGAAAACUGGCUGCAGAGAUCUGCUCUCGAUGGAGGAGUCACGUAGACAAAUUGCCUUGCAGAUGGCCCAGGCUUCCUGUGGAGGGAUCCUCUCCUCUUAUCUUUGGUGCUACGCCCGUCAAUGAGAGUAAAGUAAAAACAUUCUUGCUGAAGAAUCCAUCGCCUUCAGUGGUUUCGGUGGAGAUACGAAUACUUUCUCUCUACCCUUCUCCUGGUGAAGCUCUGGACCUUCUAACCAAAUGGUUUAAUAUGAGCUCCCAAACCGUCAACAUGAGCACAGAAGAGUUUUCUCUGCUGCCCUCUCCUCCAAAUGCAGGUGAGAGCGAAGCAGACGUAACAGGAGAGGGUGUCCUGCGUUUGCUGCUGCAGCCAUGGGAGACCAGAGAGGUCGUUGUGGCGUUUAGGCCCACCGAACACAAACCAACCACCACUAUUCUGAUUAUCAGGAACAACCUGACUGUGUUUGACAUGGUGGUCCUACAAGGCCACGGGGCCAAAGAGCUGCUAAGAGUCGGAGGAAAACUGCCCGGCCCGGGAGCCUCUCUACGAUUCAACGUUCCUCAGUCCACUCUGAUGGAGUGUCGUGACGGCCUGCGCACCACUAAGCCUCUCUUUGCAAUCAGGAAGAGUUUUAAGGUGGAGAACGCCGGAGAGCUUCCUUUGACAGUCAUGUCCAUGAAUAUUAAUGGUUACUCCUGCCAGGGGUAUGGCUUCGAGGUGCUUCAGUGUCAUUCCUUUAGCCUUGAGCACAACACCUCCUCUGAGAUAACAAUUGCGUUUACACCAGACUUCACGUCAUCCUGGGUGAUUCGUGACCUCACCCUGGUGACAUCUCGGGGCAGCUCUUUCCCGUUCACCCUCAAUGUGACACUUCCCCACCACAUGUUACCUCUCUGUGCUCAGGUGGUACCGGGCCCCAGCUGGGAGGAAACCUUUUGGAUUGUCACUCUCAUAUUCACAUGCUUCUCCUUGGUUGGUGUGUGUCUGAUGGCCUUUCAUCAGGCUCAGUAUAUCCUCAGGGAGUUCUCUGCUCCUAGCAUCAGGAGCAACCACAACUCUGUCCUUUCCCGGGAGAACAGUUCUGUCAAUAAUAUCACCCCCAAUGGAGUCAAUAAAUCCAAAGGCAGCUGUAAGACCUACAUAGACACCUGUCACACUUCUGAUAAAGGAAAGGGGCGGGGCUCAUCUGCUUUGGCCAACAGCCCCACCCCUCGUUCUCAGUCCUCGAAGAAGGGCUCCUCAGCCUCCACCUCCCAAACACAAAAGAAACACAAAGUGUCACUUUAUUACACAAAACAUAAGCCCAGCUCAGCCACAGCUACAGCUGCAACCAUGGAUGAAGAACAUGAGGACCUCACACCAGAUAGUUCCCUCACCCCAGACUCCUGCGACAACAACAACCAACCGGCUUUCAUCAGCGAGAUGGAUAAAAAGACAUCCCCAGGCUUCACAGAAGACGUCCAGGGCAACAUUGAACACAGCAUGUCAGCAGCAGUUAUGUUUCCCGUGGAAAUACCUGCUGGUUUCACUGAAAAUGUCACAAUGGGUGCAGGACCCAGACCGAGCCUGUUAAUCUGCAGUCCUGUGGAGAGCAGCUGCAGCGAGAAAAGGGACACUUCAGAGCUGGAGAUCCAUUUCGCAGAAGAUGCUAAAGAUCAGAAAAAGAAAGCUCUGAAUACAGAGAUGGGCACAGCAAUGGGGAAUAAUAAUAAGGGAAAGAGGAGUCGAAGAAAGACAGAAAAUGUCUCCAGUCCUCCUGAGCACAAUGUUAUUACAGUACCAGAAAGGGAGAAGGAGCCAGAAUGGAAAUCAGGGGAACGCAACAUAAUCAGAAACCACAACAGAAACCGUUGCUGCAACGGUUUUCUGCCAGAAGUGCUGAAGACAGGACAAGGUGCUGAAAACCUGCUUAAACAAAAUGGUGUUUGUCCAAGUCGCAGCCGGCGAAGGUGUGGAGCAGAGCGACGCACUGGGGGAGUGUCAGAGUCGGGCUCAGACUCCGGCAGUUCGUCGGGCGGUGUGAGGGCCAGCAGAGGCAGCUGGGGAAGCUGGAGCAGUGCGAGCAGCAUGGAGGGAGACAAGGACCACAGUGCUCGAACGCAAGCCUGUGCUACCUCAUCUAGAAAAAGAGAUUCCACGCAGUACUCUGUCUACCCCACAGACAGGGACUGCUACCAAACCAUCAAUAACAAUAACAAGGCCUCAAGCUCAAACAUUUUGUACAGCAAAGACACGUGCCAAAGCCCAGACCCAGCUCCAUCAAACUUUGUCCCCAGCUUUGCUGAUGUUGCUGCAGGAAUGGACAGGAAUAUGGGUCAUUAUGUGCCUGAAGACACGUGGUCUGCUCCAUCAAUUCCUCUAACCAAUGAGUUCAGGUACAACACAACAGAAGCCCAGCCCUACAUACCUCAGCCACCAGUCACUGCAUCUUACAACGGGUUCACUUGGACUAGUGCCAACAAUCAUUGUAACAGUCCCUGCAGCUACAUAGGUAAUGGACCGUUUCACAGUGGUUUCCCCAAUCAAGAGGGGCACAACAUCCACGGCAAUCAGAGCAGCUGGACGGAGGAGCAGCCUCAGGAAUCCCCCACAACCUGGAGCUCAGCAGCAUGUGUGGGCAGCAAGCCAUAUUUCUCGGGGACCCGCAGCCUCUCUCCCAUGUCCAGCCUGUUUGGCUCCAUCUGGACCCCCCAGACCCAUUUCCCACCUGAGCGAUCGGUCCCAGUGUCCCCGAUGUCCCCAAUCACCCCCAUCACCCCACCACACUCCCCGUUCACCCGUGAGCCCGAGGGGACCUACAGGCCCAUCCAGUACUCCGGCUUCAACCCGUUUGGCCCGCACAUGAACCUGGACAUAUGGAACUCUUCGUCCAACCGCAGCUCCAACUCCCAGCUCUCCAACGACUCCGGCUACUGUGGAGACGUCUGAAUCAAAACCAACAUGGCAGAAACUUAAUAGUUGCAAAUGCAUAAAACCUGAUAUAUAAAAGAAAGGAAAUAAAAAUGAAUGUUCUUUUAUCAACAGUGGGGAAAAAUGUGAAUGUUUCUUUUCUUUUAUGUUCCAAUUUUCAGAUGUUAAUUGUUGUGAGAGGUGAAGCAUUUGUUGUAUAUUUUUCUAGAUGUUUUGCAGUUUUGAUCAUAGAAAAUAAAAAGCAAGGUUUUGUACUUGAAGAACUAUGG
Molecule: messenger RNA, 4784 nt
Organism: Cyprinodon variegatus (sheepshead minnow)
Lineage: Eukaryota; Metazoa; Chordata; Actinopteri; Cyprinodontiformes; Cyprinodontidae
Gene: tmem131l
Product: KIAA0922 ortholog
Exons: 34
Coding region: 1-4533 (1510 amino acids)
Cellular component (GO): membrane
Source: RefSeq, a predicted model, not a curated record